UGUACUGCAAGGAAUUGCAUCCGGAUCAGAACAAAAAUUGUGGGAGAGAAUUCACAAGUGUGGGAGUUCGGUGUUCGGCGCGCUGUAAUGAAGGACAGCGAGGCCCAUGUGCAGCUGAGGCGGGCGAGCGAAGCUCAUAUACAACUGAGACGCUCGAGUGGACAUGGCCACUCAAACGAGCCUGCCAUCCAAGUCAUAUGUUUGGGCUCUGGCGGUGGACCAAGCGAAGACAAUGUCACAGGUUUCCUCGUCCGUUCGACGGCUGCAAAGUGGGCUAAAAACUCUGUCCUCGCCGUGGACGCAGGCUCCCAUCUCGCAGCCAUCACGCGAAUUCUCGAAAAGGACUUCCCGCUCGUUGCCGAUCCCGUUUACAAGGAACUACCGGCGCCACACAGUAACGGAAACGGAAUCGGGGAUUCGACGCGAGACAUCGAUACUCCCUCACCCGGAACUGCGCAUCCUUCCAAUCUGGAUGAGGACUUUUCUUCCUCAGGGCUAGAUUCCCCUCUCUCGGAUGCAGCGCCUUUGCCGGUGUUGACUACACUUCAGCACGGCGCCUUCGCCGGCCUGCCUUUUCCCAAUGCCAGCGCGAGAGCGAACGCACUGCAUGUGGUAAGAGAGCACGUUUCUACAUAUCUCAUCACUCACCCCCAUCUCGAUCACGUAUCUGGAUUUGUUAUCAACACGGCUGCUUUCCACAACACAUCGCGGCCGAAACGACUUGCGGCACUGCCCUUCACCGUCAACGCGAUCAAAACCCACAUCUUCAACAAUAUAGUUUGGCCGAAUCUCACGGAUGAAGACGGCGGCGUGGGUCUCGUUACAUUUCAGCGUUUGGCCGAAGGCGGCAACAUUGCGCUCGGGGAAGGUAGCGGAAGAGGGUACAUUGAAGUCUGCGAUGGAUUGAGCGUACGGGGCUUCAAAGUAAGCCACGGCCAUUGCAUGCGAGUGCCCGCCCACAUGCACCGCGGAUCAGUACCCAAAAUCACAGAAACACCAAGCAUGGGUAUUCACCGUGCAUCCACGCUCCACUCCCUCGACCACAAUAUGCCCCUCCCCGAAGGCCGCGAGCAACGCUCGCUCAGCUUCUCACAUCCCACGCAAAGCACACCAGGCACCCCGCUCUUUACAUCCGCCCAACAAGACUCACGAGGUGCCUCCAACACCGCGCCAGCCGACCAGUGCGUAAUCGACUCGACGGCCUACUUCAUUCGUGCUGAAAGCACCCCGUACACGCCCACCAAAGAAGUCCUCAUCUUCGGGGACGUCGAGCCAGACUCCAUCUCCCUAUCCCCACGCACAGCCCAAGUCUGGGCCGAAGCCGCCCCCAAAAUUGCCGCGGGAAUCCUCGCCGGCAUAUUCAUAGAGUGUAGCUAUACCAACGUGCAAGGCGACGCCGUUCUCUACGGCCACCUCGCGCCACGACAUCUCCUCGCUGAGCUUUCCAACCUCGCCGAAAUGGUAAAAGAAGCGCGCAAAGGCCACGAGCGCGAUAGGGAAGAAGCCCGCAAUGCCCGGAAACGCAAAAGAGCUAGCAACGGCUUACUCUCCGGCAUCACCUCUGCUAACUUCGACGCAUCCUCCUCUUCACACGCGGCCAGUGGUCAAACAGGUACAGACCUAUCCCGAAAAAGCUCCCGCUCCCGCACGUAUAAUGCACAUAGAGACGGUGGCGACGAUGAGGUUAUGACGGAUACGGCUACCGCUUCUCCCACCCCUGGACGUGUGAAUAGUACGUCGACGGGUACACACACGCCCAAUAACAAUCACAACGCGCUGCAUCUCGGUAGCGUGUCGACUGAGCAUAGUAAAGCGGUACUUGCGGCGGCUUUCGAUGCUCCUCUCAAGGGCCUCAAGGUCGUUAUCAUGCAUGUCAAGGAUAGCUUGGCCGAUGGGCCAUUAGUUGGAGAUGAGAUUUUGAGGGAGUUGAGGGAAGGCGAACGCGAGAUGGCGGAGAGGGGCAAAGGACUGGGGUGUGGUUUUGAAGUCGCGACCAGUGGGGGGAGUUUUUGGUUUUGA
Molecule: messenger RNA, 2019 nt
Organism: Periconia digitata
Lineage: Eukaryota; Fungi; Ascomycota; Dothideomycetes; Pleosporales; Periconiaceae
Source: the annotation of a GenBank genome assembly